This is a messenger RNA of Penicillium oxalicum, 1656 nucleotides long. RefSeq lists its product as uncharacterized. The transcript is spliced from 5 exons. NCBI's taxonomy places the organism in Eukaryota, Fungi, Ascomycota, Eurotiomycetes, Eurotiales, Aspergillaceae. The record is from RefSeq and is a predicted model, not a curated record. Gene Ontology annotation, molecular function: transmembrane transporter activity. Gene Ontology annotation, cellular component: membrane. Bases 1 to 1656 code for a protein of 551 amino acids. Gene Ontology annotation, biological process: transmembrane transport.
AUGUCCUCUCAACCUAGAUCAUCCCGAGACGGUGACGGCGAUGACAACGAUCAAGAAAAAGGCCCAACGUUAAGCCUGGCCACCCACGAACAACCGAGCUACGCUCAACGACCAGAAUGUUUUACCUCGACUCUUCAGGAAUGUUUGUUCGUACUCACAGCUACCAUGGCAAUUGGACAGCAGUCGUUCUUCCAAGGUUGUAUAGUGGGUGUGACGGCGUCUAUUGGAGCUGAUCUAAAUAUGAACUCGGCAGAGAUCACUUGGAUUAAUGCCGGUGCUUCUCUCAGCAGUGGUGCUUUCCUGCUGACAUUCGGCAAACUCGCCGACAUGUUUGGCCGCAAAGCGCUGUUCAUCAUCGGCAUGGCAGGCUUCACCCUCUCCUUACUAGUGGCCGGUUUCGCAACAAACGCCAUCUAUAUGGACGUAUUCUCCGGUGUUCUUGGCCUAUUCGCAGCCGCAGUCGUACCACCAGCCGUGGGCGCUUUAGGCGCCGUCUAUGAAAAACCAUCCAAGCGGAAGAAUCGCGCCUUUGCGUGUUUCAGUGCGGGAAACCCGCUUGGUUUUGUCGGAGGAAUGAUCAUCUCCGGGGUUGCAUCCCACGUGUAUAACUGGAGGGCAUCAUUCUGGGCAUUGGCUGUUGUUUAUGCCAUUUUCACGGUGUUGACGGUGUGGACAGUGCCGGCGGAUACGUUUGCGCGGACGCCCGUGACUAUGAGCGCUCUUCGGCAAUUUGAUCUGUUAGGCACGGCGCUGGUGAUUGUCGGAUUUGCUUUUUUCUCGAGUUCACUCACAUUGGCUGGUGAUGCGCCGCAAGGCUGGAAGACAGGUUACGUGCUCGCUCUUCUCAUUGUGGGUAUUAUUCUGCUUGCUGGAUUUCUCUACUGGCAAUCAGUUGCCGAACAUGCCUUGAUGCCAUUGUGGGUUUGGAAAGAUCGCAAUUUCUCCUUGCUUAUGGCCAACUUCUGCCUCGGCUUCAUGGGGUUCUCUGCCGUCACUUUUUUUCUAUCGCUUUAUUUACAAGAGAUCAAGCACCUCUCAGCUCUCGACAUCACAGUGCGCCUGCUCCCCAUGGUUGUCAGUGGCGUUCUCGUCAACGUGGUUUGCGGCUUGGUUCUCCAUCGAGUCAGCAACACGCUCCUCGUCGGAGUCGGCUCACUUGCCUACUUGGCAUCAUUCUUGAUCCUGAGUUUCAUGAAACAAGAGGCGAUCUACUGGGCCUACGUCUUUCCGGCCCUAGUCCUCGUUGUCGUUGGUGCUGAUAUCUCAUUCAAUGUGACCAAUAUGUACGUGAUGUCAUCACUGCCACCCAGCCAACAAUCUAUCGCUGGUGGCAUCUUCAACACCGUCAGUAAACUGUGCAACAAUCUGGGUCUCGGUAUCGCCACAUCCAUCAGUAGUUCUAUGACAAGCCAGAUGGCUUCGUCUGGUUCGAAUAUUCGACCUUAUUUGGCCGUGUACUGGUUUGGCGCUGCCUGUGCCGGUCUUUCGGUUGUGAUUGUUCCAUUCUUGACGCUUGGUACCCAGGGGGGUGAUGCAGUUUCGGGAAAUGGGCCCACAGUGGUAGCCCCUGAUGUUGAAGGCACGACUAAGAAGGUUCCUGGCAUUGGGGAGGCUGUGGAAUCUAGUGGGGAGGCGAAAGACCUUGAAAAAUUAUAG